AUGAAUUCAGAAUAAAACCCUAGCUAAAUAUUCUCCCCAAAGGAAGAAAGUGUUUCUUCAAAUUAAAAGCUCAAGGCUUCAACCUAAAAAAAUAGGAUCAGAAAAUUCAGAACAGAAGAUUUUUCUCUUAAAAAAAAACUAUAAAAUCAAACAUUUUAUGGAAAAUUCAAAGUGAUAUGCAAAGGAAUGCAACAAUAUAUCUAUGUUCUAUUAGAAGAUCCGAAUUCCUCUGCUAUUGCUUAUAUAAUAUAAUUCUUAUUGCUAACAAGCAUUUUGUUAUCAUGUGUAGCCAUAAUUGUUGAUUCCUUAAUGGAAAAUGGUAUUUUAACAUUUUAAUUACUAAUAGAGAAUAAUUAAGAAUAUGAUAACAUUUCAUUCUAUCUAGAAUAUUACUUAUUCAUAUUCUUUGGAUCAGAAUACUUUUUAAGAAUGUUCAGUUCAACUGCUUUUGAUUCAACUUUCACUCGAUUUAUUCUAUCCCCACUAAACAUUAUUGAUCUGUUUGCCAUCACUCCCUUUUUGUUUAAUUUGAUAUUUGAAGGAGCUAAUCUUUCUGGAUUGAGAGUCAUCAGAAUCAUUAGAUUCAUGAGAGUAUUUCGAUUAUUUAAAUUAUCUCGAUUUAUUAAGGAUAUGUUGAUGAUUGUAAUUAUUAGCAUCACUUAAAAAGGUAGACACGGUUAGGCAUUCACUUAAGGAUAUUCUUAUAUUGAUAACCAUGUUUUUGUUCCUUGUGUUAUUUUUUUCAAUUAUAGUAUAUUAUUUGGAAUUCAAUGACAAUAUUGAAAUUAAUGAUGAAUAAAAAAUACAAUCAAUAUCAGAAGCAAUUUGGUGGUGCAUCGCUACAAUGACAACUGUUGGAUAUGGAGACAAAUUACCAUUGAGUUUAUCUGGUAAAUUUAUUGCCUGUAUUGCUGCAUUCUUUGGGAUCACAUCUGUUUCAUUGUAAAUCGUCAUUAAAUUAUAGGCCUGUUGCUGUUAUGGGAAUGAAUUUAACUUAAACUUUAAGAAUUUCAGAAGAGAACAAUGAAAUUGUAAAAAUAAAAGAAUAAUUUGCUGUAAUAGAUUCAAAUCCAAAUUUGCAAGAUUAACAAACUUUAAAUCUCAAAGAAUUGAAGUUCAUGGAAAGGCGACUAGAAUAAUUAUUGGAUAACAAUUAAAAGGUCAUGGAUUUUGUGGCAUAAUCUUAGGAUUUGUUUGAUGAAGUUACAUAGGACUUAAUGAGUCUCUAUUCGGCCUUAACUGAAUAAUUGGAUCUCCAUAUUGAAACUAAAAUUAAGAAUCUAAAAGCAAAACAUAGAGUAAUUAAAUUUUUAUUAAAUAAGAUUAUGAAAAUGGAGAAAAAUCUUAAUUAGAAAAAAUCAAUAGAAUUGAGUUAAGUAGUCAAGGCUUUUAAAGAAAAGUAGUAGAUGAUAUCUUAGCAAUCAAUCUUAAUGUGUGAAGAAAGCUAAGCCGAUCUUUUCAGUAUUGCAAGUAGAUAGAGCAGAUCUUUUAUACUUAAAAAAAGUGAAAAAUUAAGAAGCAAAAAUAACAAAGGUUCUUAUAUGUGUAUAAUAAAUAAUAAUAACAAUAAUAAUAACAAUAUUCAUAAUAGUGUUCACAACCCUUUUAAAACUUAAACAGAUAUAAAUGAUAACCCUGAUCCACAUAAUAACAGCAUAAUUUAUGCCUAAAUUGGUUCUAAGAAUUCAGCCAUCUAAAAUGAUGUCUUAUAAAAUUUAAAAGGAAAUGCUGAAUUCAAAUUUAAUUUAGAGGAUUCGAGUGGAAAUAUUGAUGAAGAAAGCAAUAAUAAUGAGAACGAUUUAGAUUGCAAAAUGCAAAGCCUCUCAAAUAUCUAAGAUGUUCGAUUGAAAAAUAGUAUAAAAAAUAAUAUUAAAUGA
This is a messenger RNA of Paramecium octaurelia, 1877 nucleotides long. NCBI's taxonomy places the organism in Eukaryota, Ciliophora, Oligohymenophorea, Peniculida, Parameciidae. The record is from the annotation of a GenBank genome assembly.